Epinephelus moara (kelp grouper) is the source of this 1787-nucleotide messenger RNA. RefSeq names its product eva-1 homolog Ba (C. elegans) (gene eva1ba). The transcript is spliced from 3 exons. The record is from RefSeq and is a predicted model, not a curated record. NCBI's taxonomy places the organism in Eukaryota, Metazoa, Chordata, Actinopteri, Perciformes, Serranidae. Bases 687 to 1178 code for a protein of 163 amino acids.
AAGGUUGACGGAGGAAAUACAGAGAAACCCAGCAGCAACACGACCCUGAUUUGGUAUUUCAUGCAGGCAAAUCCAAUAAUAAUUUAUUUUUAGAUGAGAAACAGACUUGCUUCUUUUGAAGACAAAAGCUAGUGAGCGAGGAGGCAGCAUGAAAGAAACACAGCCAAUGUAGAUAAUAAGGAGAAUGACUGUUCUUGUAUCUCAUCUGGUGCACGGCCCCACGGAUUUUUACUUUAAGAAAGACUUCCUUGGGAGUGUUUGGAGCCACGGCCACACACGGAAUGGCUCAAAAACACAAUGGAGCUCCUCAGACUGGCAGGAUGCCAGGAGGACAGACAGCUUAAAUGUCAGGGACACAAAGUCCAAACAAUACAUGUCAACAACACACUGCUCUUUACCUCCGUGCUCCACAAAUUGAUCUGGGAGUCCCAUCAGGCAGGAAGGAGUCCUUUGUGGCUACUUGGAAAAUUGACUCUUGACCUCCUUUAUGGAGGGGCUGUCAUGGUUCAGAGAGAAUGGCGGAGGCAGAGUGCCAUGUGCCAAAUGCGUUAUGAUGAUCCCAGAUGAAGCCAGUACUUUAGGAGGAUACAGAGGAGCUUUUGUCUGACACUUGGAGGCCUCAUCCCACCCACCCGAGGGCAUAUGAAGAAGUACCGUGGUCUGAAGAAAUCAAACGUAAGAUCACCAUGGAUGUGAAGAAAAAAGAAAUGGACCUCCUGAGCAACAGCAUAGCUGCAUAUGCUCAUAUCAAGGCAAACCCAGAGAGCUUCGGCCUUUACUUUGUGCUGGGAGUGUGUUUCGGCCUGGUGCUGACGCUCUGCCUCCUGGUCAUCCGCAUCUCCUGCAAGCCGCGGACCAACAUGGCCCCCUCCACGCCUGAGAAAAAACAAUUAAAGGACAUCAGUGAGGAGGACGAGGAGAGCGAGGACGAUGAGGACGAAGACGGGGACGAUGUCGAGGCACCUAUCACUUUGCCCAGCACAGAAAUCCCUGUUGGUAAUCACACCAGCCAAUCAGACGGGACACUGAGUGUGAACGUAUUUACUUCAGCGGAGGAGCUGGAGCGGGCGCAGCGUCUGGAGGAGAGGGAACGUAUCAUACGUGAGAUCUGGAGGAACGGCCAGCCGGACAUCCUGGGGUCAGGGACAGGGACUAUUGGAAGAGUGCAUUACUACUAAGAUAAACGAGGCUUCAAGGGAAACACUGUGGGCUCUGUGAAGGACGGACAUAGACUUCUGGGUGGGCUCGAUGUCCCUGAGGCCUGUGAGACUUGUGUUAGAUACAAAGCAACAUCAUGGACGGCAAUGAUGUGCCAACAGCUCAGACAGAGCUGAACUAUGUGAUAUUGCACUUCCUGUGUAGCAACAUGUCCAACUGACUACAUGAAAUGAAACCAAGUGGUGUCUUAAAGCCUGAUUAAUGCGUAUGGAAAAGAUGCAGUAUGAAUGUGGGAGCUGAUGGACACUUGAAGUCUAUUGAAAUGUAUGGCGCUUAUGACAAAAAUGCACACAUCUGUUUAUGUAUAAGUGGAAAAAGAAAGCAUAUAUUUGGACAAUGUAUGUACUGUAUUUUGCCAUGAAGAUUAUUUGAGUUUGCGGGGAAGAGAAAACACUUUCAGGUGUACUGUUAAAGGAAAUUACACUAUUUGAACAAGGGUCAGAUUACAUAGUCUAACAUAAAGACAAUUAAAAUCGGAGUCUUUAAUUUAUGAGUACAUUAACCCAUGUCUGUGUUUUCAGGGAUUAUUCCACCAAAGGAAAUGACCGAAUUAAAGCAUUACGACGAAA